Molecule: messenger RNA, 1690 nt
Organism: Fundulus heteroclitus (mummichog)
Lineage: Eukaryota; Metazoa; Chordata; Actinopteri; Cyprinodontiformes; Fundulidae
Gene: bhlhe23
Product: basic helix-loop-helix family, member e23
Exons: 1
Coding region: 374-1057 (227 amino acids)
Molecular function (GO): protein dimerization activity
Source: RefSeq, a predicted model, not a curated record
CGGGACGGAGUGCCAGUCACAAUCUGCUAGAGGCGAGGGAGGGCGCGAAAGACCACCGCAGCUACAAAGGCGAGAGGCGCGCAGUUAGAGAAUUGUUGAUAAACGUGGGCUAUGCGCGCAACAAGGGGGGAGCGCAGUGCACAGAGGAGGUGAACGCAUGUAGAGGCUCCGCUUCACAGUCACAGCCUCCUUCCUGAAGAGACACAGCGCUGAGAGGGGAAAGGAGGGUGGAAAAACUAAGAGAACAACACAGCAACUCUUGGGGGAAAAAAAGUGCGCUACAGCCCUCAAGAAAGAAGCUUGGAUAAAGGAGUCCAAGGAAGACUUUUUUUCCCCCCCUGGUCAGAACCUACUCUGGAAGAGAGAAAAAAAAAUGAAUGUCAGUGAUGAGAAUCUGCUCAAGUCCAUCAGCAACGACGCGCUUCUCGACCUGACGCAGCGCUACGGGCAGUCGGCGUUCGGGUUUGGCCCUGGCCAUGCUGCUGGAAGCCCCGGCAGGUACCCGCUGACGCCGGCCGCCGACUUCCUCUCCGGCCAGACCGCGAAGUCCAACGAGAGCGGCGGGGAGCACACGACCGACGACGAGGACGGCUUCGACUCGCUGGAGUCUCGGAAGAGAGGCUCCUCGUUUGGGGACGACAAGCCCGGCGGGCCACUGGCCAAAAAGUCCAAGGAGCAGCGAUCCCUGCGGCUUAGCAUCAAUGCCCGGGAGAGGAGGAGGAUGCACGACCUGAACGACGCGCUGGACGGCCUGCGCGCCGUCAUCCCAUACGCCCACAGCCCCUCGGUGAGAAAACUCUCCAAAAUAGCCACUCUCCUCUUGGCCAAGAACUACAUCCUUAUGCAGGCUCAGGCUCUGGAGGAGAUGAGGCGACUGGUGGCGUAUCUGAACCAGGGACAGACCAUAACCUCCCCGAUCCCCACCGCCCUGGCGCCCUUUGGACAGGCAGCCGUCUAUCCUUUCUCGGGCUCCGCUCUCGCCACCUGUGCCGAAAAGUGCACCACUUACUCUGGGGCGCCGUCGACUCUCUUCAAACAUUGCAACGACAAGCCUUGAUUUGAUUUACGCUUUUUUUUCUUUUUUCUCCAGAACUUUUCCCUGUACUGCACCCAUGUCGGACUCUGUCCCACUCUAGUUAAUUUAACGCAUAUCGCUGUGGAAAUGAAAACGGUUUUAGUCUAAUGCGUAAUAGUAAGAUGCGGUUAAGUAAUCAUGCUUCAAAAAAAAAAAAAAAGCGACAGAAAUUCAAUUGUUUGGGCCUUCCUGUCACCGUGGCUUGCAUGUUUCACUGCAGGCCAUAUCCAAAAUGUGAACUUAAAUACUGGGAAGUUUGUGUUAUCAUUUGGAAUCUAUGCAACACUCAGUAAUUACUCAAAGAAGAAUCAAUAAAUGCGACCAGUUUCGACCUUUAGGCUGAUCCUCUGAAUUAUCUAUUUGAAAAAACAAUCUGAUGUUAUAUUUUCUGAUACAGUGUGUUUGUUUUUAUUUCAACUUAUUGCACAUCUCACAUGAUUGUAUUGUACAACUUUGAAUAAUCUUCAAAGCCCGGUUAUCAUCAUAAUAAUAAUAAUGAUAAUGGUUAUAUAACUGCAGCCUAUAAACUGAAGAAGCGUUCUGGUUGUGUUACAACAUGGAUUUCAUAUAUUGUUUAUAGUAUGUCUUUAUAAUUAAAACAUAUCUAUGCUCGGA